GCGUGAUACAAUAUGUGAUAUAAAAAAUAAAAACAAUGGAUACCUGCUGCAUUUGGACGUAUGUUGGAAUUGCUGCCCUGUGUCUGAUUUUGUAUGCACUUCGUAAAUACUUUCUUGGUCCAAAAUGCCAAAGCAAAGCUCGACUUGAUGGCAAAACGGUUAUCAUUACUGGAGCUAAUACUGGAAUUGGUAAAGAAACGGCAAUUGAUCUGGCGAAACGUGGAGCCAUUGUUGUUUUAGCAUGCCGUGAUCAAAAAAGGGGAGAAGCAGCAUUGGAUGAAAUCAAAGAACGCUCUGGAAGCUCCAAGAUUGUUUUGAAACUGUUAGACUUAGCUUCUUUGGUGUCGAUUAAAGAAUUUGCCGAAUCGUUCUUGAAAGAAUAUGCAGCACUGCAUAUUCUUAUCAACAAUGCUGGUGUCAUGUGGUGUCCGUAUAUGAAAACUAAAGAUGGAUUCGAAAUGCAAAUUGGGGUAAAUCAUUUUGGUCAUUUUGCCUUGACCAAUUUGUUACUUGAAAGACUAAAAGAGUCCGCGCCAAGUCGAAUCGUUAAUUUGUCUUCAAUGGGUCAUUUAAUGGGAACGAUGAAUUUUGACGAUAUCAACUCCCAAAAGUCAUACAGUUCGUACGGCGCAUAUUAUCAGAGCAAACUCGCGAAUAUUUUGUUUACAAAAGAGAUCCAUCGAAAGCUUGUUGACACAGGGGUUACAGCCUACGCUGUUCAUCCUGGUGGCGUUGAUACCGAACUGUCACGACAUAUAGGGUUAAUAAAAGUAUUCGUAACUCUUGCUGGCAAGUAUAUGUUUUUAAAAACUCCCGAAUACGGUGCACAAACAAGUAUCUACUGUGCUGUUGAGGAAGGUUUGGAAAAGAGAUCUGGAAAUUAUUUUCAGGAUUGUCACGAGCAAGAAUCUAACAAAGAAAGUUACGAUGAGGGUAUCGCGAAAAAAUUGUGGGAAGUAAGCGAAGAUUUGACCAAAGUAAAGUUUCCUUUCUAAGGUAAAACAUUGGGACUAUUUUGAAGCAGAAUCAAUCACAUUGUGACUGCCCUCUUUUAAAUUUGUUUGUUUGGUUGGUUAUUUUAACAAAUGUAGUCACGUAAUAUAAUAUUGCACAUAGUCAUAAUAUGUAUUGUAAAAUAGAGGUAUUUGAUACUUAGUAACCAGGA
Messenger RNA from Hydractinia symbiolongicarpus, 1165 nucleotides. RefSeq names its product retinol dehydrogenase 11-like. Lineage: Eukaryota; Metazoa; Cnidaria; Hydrozoa; Anthoathecata; Hydractiniidae. Bases 36 to 995 code for a protein of 319 amino acids. The record is from RefSeq and is a predicted model, not a curated record. The transcript has 2 exons.